Rangifer tarandus platyrhynchus (Svalbard reindeer) is the source of this 330-nucleotide messenger RNA. The record is from the annotation of a GenBank genome assembly. NCBI's taxonomy places the organism in Eukaryota, Metazoa, Chordata, Mammalia, Artiodactyla, Cervidae.
AUGAGGCUACACUGGAGGCUGGGGUGCAUGAGGGUUGCUCAGCGGUCAGCAAAGAGUUGUGGUGAGGGGGUGCGGGGUUGGAGGGCAGGAUUCAAAUGCCCAACUCGGGCAUCUCUCUGUGAAGUCUGUGAAAUGUGGGCAAGUCCCUGGCCUGCUCUGCUCCGCAGCCUCUGCAAGGAAAAAGGCAGGAGGCUUGAGACCCGCUCUGCCGUCCCCUCCUCAUGCGAACAAGGCGCUUGCGAGAACAGCGAUGCAGGGUUGAGCAAAGCCGGGCUCACAGAAGUAAGUGAGAGGCUGGCGUGGCCCUCGGCGGACUUGCAGGCUCUCUAG